Messenger RNA from Rasamsonia emersonii CBS 393.64, 384 nucleotides. Its product is annotated as 60S acidic ribosomal protein P1. The record is from RefSeq and is a predicted model, not a curated record. Gene Ontology annotation, biological process: translational elongation; cytoplasmic translation. Gene Ontology annotation, molecular function: protein kinase activator activity; structural constituent of ribosome; ribonucleoprotein complex binding. The transcript has 3 exons. The coding region runs from base 1 to 384 and encodes 127 amino acids. Gene Ontology annotation, cellular component: cytosolic large ribosomal subunit; ribosome. NCBI's taxonomy places the organism in Eukaryota, Fungi, Ascomycota, Eurotiomycetes, Eurotiales, Trichocomaceae.
AUGUCUACCGCCGAGCUUGCUGUCUCCUACGCGGCCCUGAUCCUCGCCGACGACGGCGUCGAGAUCACCGCCGACAAGCUCAACACUCUGAUCAAGACCGCCAACGUUCCGGAGGUCGAGCCCAUCUGGUCCCAGAUCUUCGCCAAGGCUCUCGAGGGCAAGGAUGUCAAGGAACUGCUGACCAACGUUGGCUCCGCCGGUGCUGCUGCCCCCGCUGCCGCCGCUGCUCCUGCUGCGGGUGGUGCUGCCCCUGAGGCUGCUGCUGAGGAGAAGAAGGAGGAGAAGAAGAAGGAAGAGGGGAAGAACCUCCCGCUAACGAUGUGUCUUUUUCCUGCAAUUACAGAGGAGUCCGACGAGGACAUGGGCUUCGGUCUUUUCGACUAA